UAAUUUACUAUGUUUGUAGGGACUUGUAUGCAUUUAACCUUGAUAGAAAUACACCCUUCUUUGUAUCCACACCAAGUCCAAGUCUAAGUCCUCUCUCUUUUAUGUCUCUCUCUCCUUUAGUAUAACCACAUCUAGCUAGUCAACAGUUUGUGAGUCUCCAAACCAAAAGAUCCAAACCAAGAAGCAGAAGCAGCAGCAGCAGAAGCAGGAAGAGCAGGCACCAUGGCCAGGUCUUCUAGUUCUCUCCUUGCUCUCUUCUCUCUCCUCCUCCUCUUCCUUUCACCCUCCCUCGCCGCUGAUCCCGACAUGCUCCAAGACAUCUGCGUCGCCGAUCUCACCUCCACCGUGAAAGUGAAUGGAUUCGUGUGCAAGGCGGACGUGACGGCGGACGACUUCUUCUUCAAGGGGCUGGCGACGCCGGGGGCCACCAACAACACCUACGGCUCUCUGGUAACGGCCGCCAAUGUCGAGAAGAUCCCGGGCCUCAACACACUGGGUGUGUCCAUGUCGCGCGUCGACAUCGCCCCGGGGGGCCUCAACCCUCCCCACACUCACCCGCGCGCCACCGAGAUCGUGUUCGUCCUCGAAGGCACGCUCGACGUCGGAUUCAUCACCACCGCCAACAAGUUCGUUGCUAAGACCAUCUCCGCGGGGGACGUGUUCGUGUUCCCGCGCGGCCUCGUCCACUUCCAGAAGAACAAUGGCAACAAGCCAGCAUCUGCGAUCGCGGCGUUCAAUAGCCAGUUGCCGGGGACGCAGUCCAUCGCGCUCACGCUCUUCACAGCCACGCCGCCCGUGCCGGACAACGUGCUCACCAAGGCCUUCCAGAUCGGCACCAAGGAGGCCGAGAAGAUCAAAUCCCGCCUUGCGCCAAAAAAAUAAACAUAUGAAUAAGCAUGACAUAACCUAGUGCAUUGGAAAACUGAUUUGUUUAAUUUGUGUUUGCUUCUUAUGAUCACUUGUCCCACAAUCUAUUUUUCUUUCCCAUGGGCAUUUUGUUUUUGUUAUGUUUAAUGUGUAUUAAUGAUCAAUUGGUGCCUGUUUAACUUUUUCUUCUCAAUUUAACUUCUUGAUUUGAAUCAUUUGGUAAUAAUUAUGUUUCUGUAACUCCCACCAGCUUAAUGAUUUCUCACCUUUCAUU
Molecule: messenger RNA, 1141 nt
Organism: Ananas comosus (pineapple)
Lineage: Eukaryota; Viridiplantae; Streptophyta; Magnoliopsida; Poales; Bromeliaceae
Product: germin-like protein 5-1
Exons: 2
Coding region: 223-882 (219 amino acids)
Biological process (GO): plasmodesmata-mediated intercellular transport; regulation of root development
Cellular component (GO): plasmodesma; cell wall
Molecular function (GO): manganese ion binding
Source: RefSeq, a predicted model, not a curated record